This is a messenger RNA of Antrostomus carolinensis (chuck-will's-widow), 925 nucleotides long. RefSeq names its product Protein FAM169B (gene FAM169B). The annotation marks the transcript as partial. The record is from RefSeq and is a predicted model, not a curated record. The transcript is spliced from 8 exons. Lineage: Eukaryota; Metazoa; Chordata; Aves; Caprimulgiformes; Caprimulgidae.
AUGAAUAAAAACGGAGGAUUCGGAGCUAUGAUUCCAACUAUAGCAGUGUGCUUUAAAGCAGUGCACUUGCACCUAGAGAAAUUUGAGACUGUGGCUGCUGAAUUCAAAGGAGACAAAUGUUGCCUUUACUUGGUAGAUACGUUAGAAGGAGAUCCAGAGGUUCUGCAAGUAGAUGCUGAAACGUACUAUAAGAACCUCUUGAAGAAAUCAUCGUCCGCUCCUGAUGUUUUUUCGAUCCCUGGAGGAGAAGAGGUUAAACUCGACGAUUCCUGUGUGUGUUUUGUCCCUCUCUACCGAAAUAAUCCUACUUGCAAACUGUUGCUGUUAACUGAUCCAAAGGAUAAAAAGACAGUUCUGGCAGUUUAUCUGAACCAGUGUUGGUGGCCUGUUGAAGAUGUAGUAAAGACGGCUGAUCCUUCGAGAGAUGGGCUAAUUUUGGUCCAGACAUUUGGAGAAAGGAUUGUCCUCUUUGUUCUGAACUACAUUAUUUUUGGAAUGCUGGAAGGGAGUUCAGCUAAUGAUGCAUUUUUUCUACCUCACUCUGCCACUGAGUGUGCCAAGAUAGUCUGGAGAAAUGGCGAGGCUGUUGCCUUUUACUCGGUCAAGAGGAAAGGGAGCCUAUGUGAUGGUACAACCAGUCAAUGUUACUUGCUGCCGGUUUUGGAUACUAUAUUUGUCCGGAGAAAGUACAGAAGAGAUGGCCUGGGGAUGAAAAUGCUGCAUGAUUUCUGUCAGUCUUUCAUGGAUGAGGAUGCCUUGGGGAUCAGCUGCCCUAUUUCUGCUGUGAUGUAUCAAGUUUGCCAGAAAUUCUUGCAGAUUUAUCCCGAGGAGCAGAAGCGACUGUGGGAGGUGGAAGCACCAGGAGAUUGGAGCCAGCGAGUGAAUAUCUGGUUAAAAAUUCAGAUAGAGUCAUCCUCUGCAGGAA